AUGUCACUUUCAGCAGAGUGCAUACAAAAUAUUUUCCUGUUCCUGUACGAAGAUACCGCCGAUUUAUUUUCUUGUUUACUUGUCAACCGUUUCUGGUGUCAAAACAGUGUAGCACUUUUAUGGCGCCGUCCUUGGAUUCCUGGACAUUCGAGAAACCAAGAAUCUGCUUCAAAAUUAAUACAAAUUUAUGUUUCAUGCUUACCAGAAGAAGCAAAAAAAAAUUUAAUAAAGAAUGGGAUAAAUUUUCGAACACCAUCCACACCUCUUGCUUUUGAUUAUGCAUCGUUCCUUCGCGACCUCGAUUAUGAUCAAAUUGAAUCGGAAGAAGAGACUGAGGAAGAAACAGAAAGAAAAACCAAAUUAGUUGCGAACGAACUGUGUAAACUCUUUAUGAGUAAAUGUGCUACAUUUUUCAGUUUGUGUCUUGCUACGCGAGCUGAUCAAGUCGACUAUCCAUUUCUCCCAUCUUUUCCGAAUACAGGGAACUAUUUGUCAAAACUACGCGAAUUUACUUGUCAGGGUGACGAGAAAGCAGAAUUAUUUAUUGCGCUGUCUCAAGUGUGCAAAGAUAUUCAUCGAAUCAGUGUUAGUGGAACAAGCUAUAGUAUUUGGACACCAAAUUACGAGGCAGAUACUCUUAGCUUAGCCUCUUUAAUUAAAGCGCAAACACGACUAAAAAGUCUUUGUCUUUACGGAUAUCAAGGAUUCUUGGCAAAUAUUCUGAAUGCUUUAGAAUACCAGCGACAUUCUUUGGAAUCACUCGAGCUGCGCUAUACUGACAUUAAAUCAGAGAGUGAUUGUAAUAGUCUAGAGACAUUAUCUCAAUGUGGGAAUCUUACAUCUUUAAAACUGCACAACUGCUCAAUUCCACCAAAUGAGAAACUCAUGCACUUGACAAAGUUUUCACGACUUGAAGAAUUCGACUAUUGCAAUGAAUGGAAUCCGUUUUUCGCACUCCCGCCAAACAAUUUCUGGGCGACAAUGUUUCGAAAUACCACAAAAACACUACGUCGUUUAUCGUUAUGGUGGAUCAGAGCCGAUCAAAAUGACGGCGCGCAAAUAAUAGAGUAUAUUGCCGAAAAUUGUAAAAACGUCACCUAUCUUCACUUGCCGGUUCUCUGGGCGUCUGAAGUGUUUAGAAUACUCGAUUCAU
This is a messenger RNA of Ambispora leptoticha, 1153 nucleotides long. NCBI's taxonomy places the organism in Eukaryota, Fungi, Glomeromycota, Glomeromycetes, Archaeosporales, Ambisporaceae. The record is from the annotation of a GenBank genome assembly.